AUGGACGUGGAACUCUACGUGUACGACCUAUCUCAAGGUCUGGCGAAGAGCAUGUCUCGCCAGUUUCUUGGAAUACAAAUUGAUGCUGUAUACCACACGUCUAUCGUCUUUGGUGGCAUAGAAUACUACUUCGGACAAGGAGUGCAGACAUGUAGAGCGGGAGCGACUCACCACGGCCGGCCGAUGGAGGUUAUUAAGCUGGGACAGACUGCGCUUCCAAUGGAGGUGAUUCUAGAGUACCUAGAAUCUCUGAAAAAGAUAUACACACCCGAAUCAUACGAUCUAUUCGCACAUAACUGCAACAACUUCUCAAACGAUUUUGCAAUGUUCCUUGUUGGCAAGGGAAUACCGGAUCAUAUCACCUCUCUCCCACAAACCGUUCUCAACACGCCCUUUGGGCAAAUGCUCAAACCGCAGAUUGAUGCCGCCAUGCGACCAAUUGUACAGGCACCUACGCCCCAUGCGGGUCAAGUACAACCAUCAAGUGCGAGUGCGUCGAAUGGAAUAGCAAACGGAGCUUCUUCCGGCAGCAUGACUGAACUAGAAAUGAACACGGGCAAAGUCAAUAAUGUUACAUCACUUAGGGACGUAGAUCGCUUACUUGGCCUCGCCAAGGAUCGCUGCGCCAUCAUCUUCUUCACUAGCUCUACAUGCGCUCCUUGCAAGAUUAUGUAUCAGCCAUACGACCAACUCGCAGCGGAAGCAGGGAUGAAGUGUGUGUUCAUCAAGAUCGAUUUUAGCCACGCCGACAGCUCGAUUAGUACCCGAUAUCCUAACGUACGCGCGACUCCAACAUUUAUUACAUAUCUGAAGGGAGAACAACGAGAUGAGUGGAGUGGAGCCGAUCCAAGGCAGCUGCGUAGCAAUAUAGAGAUGUUGCUCAAUUCAGCAUUUCCGCCUCACCCACAUCUGGACAAGAGCACACCUUUGCUCAUGCGACAGAACCAAAGACCUAUCAGAUUUACAAAGGUACCGCCAUUGGAGAAGUUGGUUGCGAAGAUGGGAGAUGCCGGAAACGAUCCUGCAGUGUCAUCUAUUGUCGCUUUUAUCCAAGCCCGUGAGAAGUCCGGAGCGAUUGAAGCACCCUUGACCGAACUCCCAAAGUUUGCGGAUUUCUUGAGAAAAAUCACCUCGGUGCUUCCGACUGAGCUCCUAUUUACUGCGUUGGACCUGCUUAGGAUAGCGCUCACUGACGCUCGUGUCGCCGGCUUUUUCGCAGAGGAGCAUAAAGGCGCAACGGGUACACCAGCGACAGUACACCAUCUACUCGACCAUGUUGACAAACUGGGUGAUAGCGCACCAUAUCCCCUCCGGCUCACCACACUGCACCUAGCGUGCAACCUCUUCAGUUCACAACUCUUCGUACCGCACCUUCUCUCACAGCCGCUUUCGUCAAAUCUCAUUUCCAUCUUGACGACCGCUCUUCUCGAUGAGAAAUAUCCCGCACUCAAAGCCUCGGCCCUUAAUCUAGCAAUGAAUAUCACUUCUUCCAACCACCAGGUGCGGAUGAAGAAGUAUAGCGCCAACCCCUCACACUCCCUGCCCGGGGAGACGGAACUUGAAGAGUCCGAGCAGGUCGAGCUUCUCGCUUCGCUGCUCGAAAACAUAAGUACCGAGGAGGAGUGGAACGACAAUAAGAAGAUGAGCGUGAUUAGUGUUGGGUGGUUAGUAUAUGGCGCUGAUAUGAAUGGCGAGCUGAGAGAUUUGUGGAGAGUCAUGGAUGCGGCAGGUACCAUGGGUAAUGUCCAGGCAAAGGAUGCUGAGGAUCGGCUGCUGGUUAAGGAAGUCAAGAGCUUGUUAGAGGCAUAG
Bipolaris zeicola 26-R-13 is the source of this 1809-nucleotide messenger RNA. RefSeq lists its product as uncharacterized. The coding region runs from base 1 to 1809 and encodes 602 amino acids. Gene Ontology annotation, molecular function: peptidase activity. Gene Ontology annotation, biological process: protein modification by small protein removal. Lineage: Eukaryota; Fungi; Ascomycota; Dothideomycetes; Pleosporales; Pleosporaceae. The transcript has 3 exons. The record is from RefSeq and is a predicted model, not a curated record.